Messenger RNA from Branchiostoma belcheri (Belcher's lancelet), 2484 nucleotides. RefSeq names its product cholinesterase 1-like. The record is from RefSeq and is a predicted model, not a curated record. Gene Ontology annotation, cellular component: plasma membrane. The transcript has 6 exons. The coding region runs from base 1 to 1890 and encodes 629 amino acids. NCBI's taxonomy places the organism in Eukaryota, Metazoa, Chordata, Leptocardii, Amphioxiformes, Branchiostomatidae. Gene Ontology annotation, biological process: acetylcholine catabolic process; choline metabolic process. Gene Ontology annotation, molecular function: acetylcholinesterase activity.
AUGCCAUCUGACAGACCAGCUGACUGGUUUUGUUUGUUGACUACUGUGUCCCUCGUUUUUCCGUGCAUCUAUAUAGGCAAAGGAUCCGGCAAUAUGGCCUAUCACUUCCUUACACAAGUCCUUGCUGCGCUGUUGACCUCCUGGCUAGCAGAAGUCCAGGCAGUGGCAGACGUGACGGCCCCGGCAGGCCGAGUGGUCGGGCUGGAGCUGGACGUGCUCGGGACGACAGUUCACGCCUUCCUGGGAGUCCCGUUCGCGCGGCCGCCGGUCGGACCACGGCGGUUCCGACGGGCCGAACCCAUGGAACCGUGGGGAGGGACAUACAACGCAACAAGGAAGCCAAGUGCCUGCAUCCAAGACCUUGCCUUCUACGGAAGACCAGGAAGCAUCUACAACACCUGGACACCGAACGGACCGAUCAGCGAGGACUGUCUGUACCUGAACGUGUGGCGGCCCACACCCGUCCCCACCCGAGCAGCCGUGCUGGUCUGGAUCUACGGAGGGAGUUUCCAAGUCGGUUCUUCGACGGUUGACCUCUACGACGGGAAGUACCUCGCAGCCGCGGAGGGAGUCGUGGUGGUGACCGUGAACUACCGAGUCAGCACGCUGGGGUUCCUGUACACUCCGUCAGGGGGCGCUCCGGGAAACAUGGGGCUCACGGACCAGGCCAUGGCUCUCACGUGGGUGAAGGAAAACAUCGCGUCAUUCGGUGGUGACCCGAACUUGGUGACGCUUGUUGGUGAAAGCGCCGGCGGGGUGAGUGUCGGGUACCUCCAGAUGUCGCCGGGCACCAGAGACCUCUUCAGCCGCGGCAUCGUACAGAGCGGAUCCGUGGUGAUGCCGUGGGGGCGCGACUCAGCGGCCGUCGCCUACAACAAGACGGUACGCUUUGCGGAAAGCGUACGCGUCGGAUGCCGGGAGUGGACGCGAUCCUCGAGCAAGGGAGCGGACGCGAUCCUCGAUUGUCUCAGAGACAAGGACGCGGGGCAGCUCGUGGAUACAUCCGUGCUGAGAGACACAUCAUUCUUCCCCGUCGUCGACGGGAGCUUCCUCGUGGAACGUCCCGAAGAUGCCCUCGCGGGCGGCAACUUCAAGAAGAUGGACCUUCUGAUCGGCUCUAACACGAACGAGCCAACUUUAUUUUUCAUCGAGGAUCUUCCUGGAUUUAGCAGCAACGCUGACGGCAUCAUCACCAAGGAACAGUUCAUCAGUGGACUCAAAUUCUACAUCCCAUGGUUAAACGAGUUUGCAGUGGAUGCACUUGUCUACCAGUAUACUGCGUGGCUACACCACGAAGAGGCAAGCAUGUACAGGGACGCAUUCGACCUUCUCUACGGAGACUUCUUCGCAUUUUGCCCCGAUGUGACCGCUGCGCUUGCUCACGUAAAGCAGGGUUCGGCGACGUACAUGUACCAGUUCGCCCACCGGCCCUCCAACUCAGUGUGGCCUGACUGGGCGGGAGUGGUCCACGGUGCAGAGAUGGCGUUCGUCUUCGGCUGGCCCCUGGAUGCAGCCUUGGGGUACACCCUGGACGAGAUUCAGCUGUCUCGUAGGAUCAUGCGUCACUGGGCGAACUUCGCCAGAACGGGUAACCCAAACAACAACAAUGAGGUCACGUGGCGCGCCUUUGACCUGGUCGACGGGGGCUACACGGUGUUGGACGCGCAUGCGCCCCGGAUGAAGACGGGCCCGAGGUUCGCCGCCUGUGCAUUCUGGGAGAAUUAUGUCAAGCCGCUCACUGCGAAGACGGAUGCCCUGAUGACGAGUCAGUCCUGUGAUCCCGCCACUUCAGACGCGCAGGUCCGUGCUGACAGCAAGGCUAAAUUCUGGCUGCUGUAUCUGAUCCUUUCUUCUCUUUCUUUUCUGUACUAUUUCGCUCUGCAUCACUAGUUCCUUCCAAUGUUAGAAGUAAACCUGUCGAAAACCUCCAGAUGUUAACAUGAAAGUUCAUCUGAGUUAGUUAGCUACAUAAUGAGAACUAAAACUGUUCUCCAGCUCAACUAAUUAGGCUCACGGUCUUCAUCAGCUAUCUGGCCAAAAUGCCAAAUUUUCCCACGCGUGUGACGUCAGCGAUGGGUCAAAGUUCGUCGGAAGUCGGUACCGCCCCCCUCCCCGGUCCCGGUUGAGAGAAGGUUGGUGUGACCAGAUGUAGAUGGACGCCUUCACUCCUCUCACAAAGUAAAAAUCUCCAGAUGUUAUUUGGUUGUGGCUGCGCCGCACAACACUUACAUGGCCGUAUCAUGUACACGCGGUAGAAACAAGGUUUUCAUACAUUUUAUUCGUCUGACUACAAUUCAGACAGCAAUACGAGUGGACGCAUUUUAUACAUUUCCACACGCGCCAGCACACACGUUAAUUGAUACGAGAACGUAUUUUAGUAUGUACAUAUUGUGUACAUGUACACACAUUAUUACCAGCUAUACUAAUCCCCGAGCAUAUAUACCUGAUUAAGAAUCGUCUGCUGUUAAUGUAUACUUCAUACGA